Molecule: messenger RNA, 3182 nt
Organism: Colletes gigas
Lineage: Eukaryota; Metazoa; Arthropoda; Insecta; Hymenoptera; Colletidae
Exons: 6
Coding region: 325-1698 (457 amino acids)
Molecular function (GO): protein binding
Source: RefSeq, a predicted model, not a curated record
UAUGUCUGCCAAUUACAAAACCAAUAAGAGACCACGUUCUUUCGCAAUUGUAAAAGUUAAACAUUGCUGAUGCAAUUAUAUACUACCUCUCCUUAACAAAUGAAGUCAUUUGGAAAACAUUGAAAAUAUCAAGAAACAAUUGAUAUUUCUCAGUUUCAAUAAUUAUACGUUUACUGAAAAUUCUCACCAACGUGAACAUUAGUCUCUUUACUAAUUAAUCGCCAUCCGAUCGACUUAUUUUAAAACCAGCCCGCCGUGAUAUAGGAUAUGCUUGCGACCGAAUCGAACGAAAAAUGGCUGCAAACGUGAGAACAGGUGAGUGAAAUGCGAAUUCCUACACGCUCGGCUCCUCGUCCACCUGUUAAUUCAACAGCACAAAGAAACUCUCUUUGGAACAACAUAAACGAUGUCUUUGGAUCUACGUUAGCGCAACAGCCCAUUCAAAAGAAGAAACCACCCCCUCGACCACCGCCACCGAAGUUUAAUCAGAACUAUGCGCAGGCACAGAAAGACAAAUUAAAGAAAUCGGCGAGACCAACAGAACUUUUGUCCAAUCUUUUUGGAAGAAAAAGAAGCGAAUAUUCGAGUACAACGCAAUUAAAUAGUCAUAUACAAAAUACGAUACUGCAAUCAGAGAACACAAAUGGAUCGGUUUGUUUGAUCGAUCUCAGCCCGCCGGGCUCUCCGACAUUCACAACUAGAUCGAGCAGCGAUGGUGUUAGCGUCGAUAGUUUUGGCAGCGAUGGUAACUCAAAUCCAUCCGUGUUUACAAGCAGUGGGAACACAUCUCAAACGGAGAGUGGCUUCGAAGACGAUUUUGACUUUUUUGGAAUAUCCACUAAAAAAGUACAACAAAAUGAUCCGUGGCAAGUUAAUCCAGUGCCAGAUCCGUUUGGACCGUUAGAAGCUACCAAUAAUCAUAAUGCAUCGCAAUCUGUGAAACAUGUGGGAGAUGCAAGUUUUUUUGCUUUUAACGCGAACAAUCAUUUUGAUCAAGCGCCUCCCAAUCAAGCGUGUUCUAAAACCAAUCGUUCAAUGCCAACUAUUAUUCGUGCAAAACCACCUAAACCGGCGGCACCAAAGUUUCUACUAAAGAAAAUGGAACAGAAAAUAAAUUGUACGGAAACUGAGUUCGAUGGUUUCAGUAAAACAACAGUGCCUUUUACCAAGUCAACGACAUUAGAUUUAACACAUUCGUGGCCAAACGAUUUUAAAAAUAGCCCUUUUCCACCAAUGCCUACAAUACCGCCACCUGCACCACCGUCAGAGUAUUUAAGAGAAGCAAACAACGAUGAGCUUCCGAUCAAUAACAAAAAACCUUAUGGAAUUGCGCUUUACGACUUCUCAGUAACACAUUCGGAUGAUCUGCCUUUCAAAGAAGGCGAUAUUAUAUAUUUAAUAAAAAAGGUCAACGAUGACUGGAUGGAGGGUAGAAUAGGAAAUCAACAAGGAAUAUUUCCUAUCAAUUUCAUUGAUAUCAAAGUACCGCUGCCUGGUAUACCAGACAAUGUCGUUACUGCUAUUUACUCGUUUAAUGGUGAAACACCGGAAGAUUUACCAUUCAGUGAAGGCUCAAAAAUUACGGUUCUAUCAAGGAUAUCGCAGGAUUGGCUAUACGGUGAGUACGAUGGUCGAAAAGGACAAUUUCCAGUAAAUUACGUAAACAGAGUACCAUGUACUAUGUCACAAUCGUAUUAAUUUUACACACUGUACUAUAUUACAAAUUAUAGUAUUCUGAUAUAUUCUCUACUGCAAGUUGUAACAGUAAGUCUUACUCUUUAUAUACGAUAAAUAUUUUUGCGAUGGUAUUGCAUUAUAAGGAAAAUAUUGAAAAUUUAAGGUUCAGCUUUCGAAUCAUAUUUCCUUAAAUACAUAUUAUAAAAUUGUAAUCACGAAAAGACUGAAUUUUGUGCAAGUACACAUUGCCUUGCGAAAUUUCGAGAAGAUAUUUUUUAUCGGUUUUUAAGCCAAAUUGAAAAAAAUAAAGUUUGUUUUUCGAGUAUGAAAAAGUACAACAAAAAUAAUAGUUUCAAUUUUCUAACGAAACAAUAUUUUUUCUUUACAUCAUAAAUAUUUGUAACGAUGACAAAAUUGAGGGACUAAUACGAAGGUAGGCUGAAAAGUAAUGCACACAUGCUCGUAGAACAUUAAAGUACAAUUCUUAAGCUUCAAAAUCAUAUAUUUAUUUUUCAACAUAGUCACCGGUCUUUCAUUCCGUCACUGAACAAUUCUUCCGACUUUUUUCGAAUCCAGGACUCGAUAGCUUUCACCUCAUCGUUCAAGGUAUAAUGAUUACUCUUAAGGUCUCUCUUGAGUAGAGAAAAGAAAUAAAAAUCGCACUCUGUUUAACUCGCGUGGACACAGCGCUGAAACACGUCUUCACACUUCCGCUGCUCGAAAUACACUGGCUGAACGAUGAACGCGAGGCCUUCAAAGUUCAAACUGCGCAUGCGUACAGAGGAGAAACGUUACUUCCAUUUAGCGCGCUUUUGAAGGCCAUUUUUGCACGCUUUUCAAGCAUCUAUGCAUUACUUUUCAGCCCACCCUUGCAUGCAUAUUAAUUCUUGAUUUUCAAUGAACAAAAUAAGUAAAAUAAUGUUUUUUACUAUCACGAAGAUAGUUAAUUGUUAAUUGUUAAAAUUUAUCUCGUACAGAAUAUUUCGUUUCAUUUGAUAGAGGACAAGUUAUUGUUAAAUAUAUUUGAGAAAUGCAAAUAUAAAUUUAAUAUAAAUGCGCACAGAAUGGAAAUUGUCCUAUUUAAAUGUCAGUGCCUGGCAGAUAUUUAUCUUUACAAAUUAAGUAUUAAAUAAUAUGUCCCUUGCAUAAAGAGUAAUACUGUAUAGAUGAUUUUUUAAAAUUUUAAAAUAGCAUCAUUUUAUAUUUUAAUUUGUUUAAUUAGUUGUGUUUAAUGAAGUAGAUAAAUUCCAGAAUUAUUAGGAGAUCCGUAAUAAAUUAGAAUGUUUCACAUAAAAUAAUUUUGUAUAACAUGCUAUACAUAAGUAACGUAUGAAACAGUUGGUAUUUUUUCACGUGUACAUAAAAUAUUACAAACUUGCUAAGAUUAACGCAAAAUCAUUAUUAAAAACAUUUUUAUAUAUAUGUAAUAAAUAUCAUAUUUUUAAAUAUAUACAAAAUACCAGCAGUUUUUUAAACUGUUUUACGUAUCUUAUACUACACAUUUC